Moneuplotes crassus is the source of this 924-nucleotide messenger RNA. The record is from the annotation of a GenBank genome assembly. Lineage: Eukaryota; Ciliophora; Spirotrichea; Euplotida; Euplotidae.
AUGGCUCAUGAAGAGCUUCCUUUCAAAAGGAACUCAUCUAAAUUUUGCACUAACACAGAUAGCAGCAAACAAAUUUCUGGUUUUAGAGAUCUCAUUGGAAACACUAAUAAAGGUCAUGAAGAGCAGCGUAAACAGUUUUAUGAUAGCUAUUUUGAGUCUGAAAAAGAUAAUGUCAAAGAUUACUAUGAUUUUAACACUCCAGCAAAACUGUUAAGAGAGCCUAACUCUUUCCCAACUCUUAGCAUCCAAGAUACAAGAGACAGCUUGAAUAAUAGUAAUUCAAGAGAGUUUGAUGCGUAUGACUCUAAUGGUUCAAACUCGCCAUCUCCAGAGAAUAGGUCCUUAAAUAGAGACAGCACUAAUAGCGGGCAGCUGGUUCCUCAAGGAAUGUAUACCAUGGACAGCAGUCCUAUCUACUACAACACUCAUUGAGCUACUUGCGAGAAGAUUCCAAGCCUAAUUGAUGCUUACAUAGCCUUACUGACUCGGAUCAUAUUCAGGCUAUUAAUUAUUUCUCUCAUUGGAACUGUUCUCCUGACGAUUUACUACGAUGUUGAUAGGAAACUCCAGCUUGAACAAUCCUUAUCCAUGGAGAUAGCAAAUGAGUGAGAGCACAAUUACCACCUGAACAGAUGUGACAAAGAAACUCUUCCUCCCAAACUUAAAGAGGAGUGUAAAAAGUUCUCCAACUGAAUGAACUUUGAAACAGAGAAAAGCUCAUUUUAUUGAAAAAUAGCAGCUGGACUACUUGCUGAAGCCCUUAAUGAUUUCUUUGAAGUACUCUCUUACGACACCAUGGUUAAAUUCUUCCUCAUCCUGGGAGUAUUCAUGUUAAUGGGACUUCCAUAUGCCCAGUAUAAAAGAUUGGCAAUGAAGAAGCUAAAAUGCUCAUAAAUGAUAUUUCUUUACACUUCAAGUUCUUCG